Molecule: messenger RNA, 1179 nt
Organism: Plectropomus leopardus (leopard coralgrouper)
Lineage: Eukaryota; Metazoa; Chordata; Actinopteri; Perciformes; Serranidae
Product: LIM homeobox transcription factor 1-beta-like
Biological process (GO): neuron differentiation; regulation of transcription by RNA polymerase II
Cellular component (GO): nucleus
Molecular function (GO): RNA polymerase II transcription regulatory region sequence-specific DNA binding; DNA-binding transcription factor activity, RNA polymerase II-specific
Source: RefSeq, a predicted model, not a curated record
AUGCUCAACGACAUGAAAAUAGAAGACGGUCUGCGGACUGAUGCGGGCUUUCUGGACGUUUUGAUCGGUGGGAACUCUCUGCAGCAGGCUGUGUGUAAGGGAUGCACGCGGAUCAUCUCAGAUCGCUUCCUGAUGCGGGUCAACGAGGCGUCAUGGCAUGAGGAGUGUCUACAGUGCGCCGUGUGCCAGCAGCCGCUGACCGCCACCUGCUACCUCAGAGACACGAGGCUGUACUGCAAGGCCGACUACCAGCAGUUGUUUGGCACCAAGUGCAGUGGGUGUCUGGAAAAGAUUGCACCCACAGAGUUUGUGAUGCGAGCUCUGGAGAGUGUUUACCAUCUCAGAUGCUUCUGCUGCUGCGUGUGUGAGCGCCAGCUCUGCAAAGGAGACGAGUUUGUUCUCAAAGAAGGUCAGCUGCUGUGCAAGAGUGACCAUGAAAAAGAGAGGGACCUGCUCAGCACACUCAGUCCAGACAACUCGGAGUCAGAAAAGAGUGAUGAUGAGGUUCUGAAUUCAGGGAAAAGCCCUGCAGCAGGGAAAGGCAGCAAUUACAGCAAAGACACUCGGCGGCUCAAACGGCCACGCACCAUCCUCACCACCCAACAGAGGAGAGCCUUCAAGGCCUCCUUUGAAGUAUCCUCAAAACCCUGCAGAAAGGUGAGAGAGACCCUGGCUACAGAGACAGGACUCAGUGUACGUGUGGUCCAGGUCUGGUUCCAGAACCAGAGAGCAAAGAUGAAGAAGUUAGCCCGCAGACAACAGCAACAGCAAGAGCAACACAACAGCCAAAGACUAGGCAAAGAGAUGAUAUCAGGUUGCAUGGAGGGCCUGCUCAGUUCAUACUCAGGGCAUCUACCUCCAAACCAGCAGCAGCACCUGGUUACCAUGGAACAUAACAGCCACAACACUGACCCCUUCCAGCAGGGCCUCACCCCACCACAGAUGCCUGGUGACCACAUGAACCCCUAUGGCACUGACUCCAUCUUCCAUGACAAUGACAGUGACACAUCUCUGACAAGUGACUGCCUCAUGAACACUCCAGAUGUAAGUGCCCUGCAGGCUUGGACAGGGAACCCCAUUGACUGCCUGUACUCCAUGCACAGCUCCUAUUUUGCCUCCUCAGAUGCCCUCCUCACUGUUGGUGACACCCAACCCACUACGCUUCAUCCCAGGACAUGA